AUGUGCGUACGUUCCAGGUGGCCAAAAGCCGAAGCGGCGGUUCUAAGACGGGCGACCACCAAAGCCGCGCACAUGUCCCGCAACGUGCAGACCCGCGGUGGGCGCCGACAAAAACCCUCAGAUCCGUUCGGACCACCGCAGUCGGACUGCGCCGUCAACGUCGACCAUUCCGGAAUGCGCAUGACAGAUAGAAUUAAAGCUGACUGCGUCUCUUCUGACUAUCUCCACGUGAUCAGCGCCAACGGGGCGGGCUCCUCGUUCGGCGGGGGACUUCCCCAGCUGGAGCUACCCGAUGAGAAGCAGCGCCUCCGAAGAAGUCGACGAGGCCUGCCGAGGCGACAGAGGCACCAGAGUGGGCAGAGCGCCAGUGACGUCACCAAGGGCGCCACGGCUUCUCUUCGGGGGGCUGUCGCCGCGUUAUCAGCGCCAACGGGACGGGCUCGCUCGGCGGGGGAAUUUCCCAGCCGGAGCUCGCCGGCGUGGCACAGCGCGCCUCCGAAGAGGUCGACGAGGCCUCCCGAGACACCAGAGUGGGCACAGCGCCGG
This is a messenger RNA of Iphiclides podalirius (scarce swallowtail), 546 nucleotides long. The record is from the annotation of a GenBank genome assembly. Lineage: Eukaryota; Metazoa; Arthropoda; Insecta; Lepidoptera; Papilionidae.